Molecule: messenger RNA, 1659 nt
Organism: Knipowitschia caucasica
Lineage: Eukaryota; Metazoa; Chordata; Actinopteri; Gobiiformes; Gobiidae
Source: the annotation of a GenBank genome assembly
AUGUCCAUGUUCAGCACUGGCAUCCUGGUGCUGACGUCUCCCCUCCACACACUUCCUCUGCGCAUCGCCCCAGUCCUCAGCUCGGCCGCUCAGCUCGUCGAACGCACCCUUUACGUCCACCUUCACCCUGGACUCAAUUUGGGCAAGGAGGGCCAAGCCAGACCGGUGUACAUCCCUCCUGUAGUGGACCUAUCCAAACUCAUCACACGUCUUUACAACAAUGCAGCAGACAUAUGCGGCCACCUGGAUGUGCGAGUUUUGCUUACGAAUGUUCGCGCCCAGUCAGCCACCAUCCCGAACUGUCCCUUUCCCUCGCCACAAGCUCUGGCACACUCUCCAGAUGUGGUACUAACAGACUUUCCUCUGCUGGAUACAAGUCAGACGCAUCAAGUAACUCAAUGUCUACAAAGUUACACAGGGCGCUGCUAUGUCUGCAGCCCCUCCAUGUCCUCGGUCUUGCUUCACCCACAGAUACAACAUUUGAACAGAGAAAGUGUGGACCAAAAGGUGCCGGAGGAGAGCGUGGAGCCGAUGAGAACGUACAACAAUGUGGUUGUAGGUGGGACUUUUGACCGACUACAUGGAGCCCACAGAACGCUGCUAAACAUAUCGUGCUUGUUGGCCAAUAGGAGGUUCCUUAUUGGUGUCUGUGACCAUGCAAUGCUAAAAAAGAAAGUGCUGAAGGAGCUGAUCGAGCCCUACUCUGUGCGAGUCCAAAAACUGCAGGCGUUUCUUAAGGACGUCAAGCCCUCUCUGGAGGUGCAGAUCGUGCCUCUUGAUGACCCAUUUGGAGUGUCAGUGGUAGACCCUCUGCUGGAGUGCAUUGUCGUCAGCGAGGAGACCAGGAGAGGGGGCGAGGCUGUCAACAAGAAACGUGUCGAGAAUGGUCUUCCGGCGCUUGUCCUGCAUGAAAUCCAGCUGCUGAAAGAUGCACACCACUCUGACAUUGAAGAGGAGAAAAUCAGCUCUUCCAGUUUCCGGACUCGGUUACUGGGGACACUCCUCUCACAACCUAGACCUGCACCGGAUCUCCCGCUCGCCCCAUAUGUGAUCGGUCUAACGGGGGGCAGUGGCAGUGGAAAGAGCUCCAUUGCCAAACGGUUGGAGGCGCUGGGUGCUGUCAAGAUCGACUGUGACAAACUGGGUCACGCGGUGUACCAGCCCGGGGCCACGGCCUACCAUCAAGUGCUGCAGGAGUUUGGCUCAGAUAUCCUCAGUGAAGAUAAAACUAUUGACAGACGUGCACUGGGAAAGAAAGUAUUUGGAAACCAGGAGCGUUUAAAAGCACUAACAAACAUCGUGUGGCCAGAAAUUGCCUUGUUGGUCAAAGAACGCAUCCAAAAGUCACGAGAGGAAGGAAAACAAGUCUGUGUGCUGGACGCCGCGGUUCUCCUGGAGGCGGGUUGGAACGAUAUGGUUCAUGAGGUCUGGGUCACGGUGAUCCCAGAGGAGGAGGCCGUGUCUCGGAUAACGGCGCGUGAUGGAGUGAGCGCAGAAGACGCACUGAGGAGGUUACACAGCCAGUGGUCAAACUCCAAACAGGUGCAAUACGCCAAUGUGGCUCUGACAACACUGUGGGAACCAGAAGUCACCCAAAAACAGGUUUUAAAAGCGUGGAAUUUACUCCAGAAACGAAUCCAGAAACUACAAGAGAAGUAG